Molecule: messenger RNA, 930 nt
Organism: Nanorana parkeri
Lineage: Eukaryota; Metazoa; Chordata; Amphibia; Anura; Dicroglossidae
Product: sulfotransferase 1 family member D1-like
Exons: 10
Coding region: 25-894 (289 amino acids)
Biological process (GO): sulfation
Cellular component (GO): cytoplasm
Molecular function (GO): sulfotransferase activity
Source: RefSeq, a predicted model, not a curated record
CCACCGUCAGACCAGCCCACAGACAUGAACCGCCCUCCCAUAAAAAUUGUCAGCGGGAUGCCAAUCCUGGGACCCUUUGCCGAAAACUGGGCCAACGUUCAGCGUUUCCAGGCCAGAGAAGAUGACAUCAUGAUUAACACGUACCCGAAGUCUGGGACCACUUGGAUGAGCGAGAUUUUGGAUCUGGUCUUUAAUGGAGGAGACACAAAGAAGACGGCCAGAGGUGCAAUAUAUGAGCGAGUGCCCUUUCUAGAGUACGCCGUGCCCGGUAUGCCCACGGGAACUGAAAGCUUGGAUCCAAUGAAGACUCGGCGUCUGGUCAAAUCUCACCUACCUGUGGAGCUUGUUCCACAGAGCUUCUGGGAAAAGAACUGUAAGGUGAUCUGUGUAGCGCGCAACCCUAAAGAUGUGUUGGUGUCAUAUUAUCAUUUCUAUCAAAUGGCCAUUGUUCACCCGGAUCCUGGGACUUUCGAGGAAUUUUUUGAAGGCUUUAUGAAGGGGACAAUUGCGUUUGGCUCCUGGAGCCAGCAUGUAAAGGGCUGGUGGAAGAUCAGAAAGCAAAGAAACGUUCUCUUUCUUUUCUAUGAGGAUAUGUUGGAGGAUCCAAAGCGUGAAAUCAAGAAGGUAUUGAAGUUCAUAGAGAAGGACGUUCCAGAAGAUGUUCUGGAGAAGAUCCGCCAGCACACCACGUUCAAGGCUAUGAAGGAAAACAAAAUGUCCAAUUAUUCCACCACGCCCUCAUCAGUCAUGAACCAUGACAUCUCUCCUUUUAUGCGGAAAGGUGUGUGCGGGGACUGGAAGAAUCAUCUCACGGUGGCUCAGAAUGAAAUCUUUGAUGCAUAUUUGGAGCGGGAGAUGUCCGACACGGAUCUAACCUUCCGAUUCCAGGAAUGACGCUCCUACUUUCCUGAACCCUUUUUUCAUCUGUAA